AUUUCUUCCCCGCAACAACAGAGGUCUCUAAUCGAAGACCUGGCAACAAUUCUCUUCCAUCGAGAAAUACCUCCCCUAGAAUCACAAAAACAAUUCACAGAAAAAAUGGACCCCACGCCCGAAGACCUCACCAUCAACGUCGACACCGACAUCCAAGAGCUGCUGCUGGCCGCCUCGCAGCACGACCUGGCCCAACUCCGCCGCCUGAUCCGCACCAACCCAUCCCCCGCCCUCGCCAACCCGGUCAACGCCCGCGACCCGGAGACGGGACUCACGCCGCUCCACUCCGCCGUGGCCGCCUGCGAGCCGGACGAGGAGGAGGAUUCGCAACCCGCUGUGAACGGAGCAGCGGACCAUGCCACGCCCACCACCAGCACGGAGGAGGUAGAGAGGGCCGCGCUGGAGACGGUGCGGUUUUUGUUGUUGGAGGGCGCGAUCUGGAAUGAUUUGGAUAAUAACGGGGAGACGCCGGGGUGUAUUGCGCGGCGGUUGGGGUUGCGCGAGGUGUACGAGGCGCUGGUGGAUGCUGGGGUGCGGGCGGAGUUGUUGCUGGGACGGUUGGAUGGGUUUGGGUAUGAGGCUUUGUCUGAUGGGGAUGAUGAGGAGGAUGAGGAGAUGCAGGAGGAUGAGGGUGAGGGUGAGGGUGUGCAGGCGGAGGAGCAGGAAACAGUACCGGAGUUGGUCGAUGCCAGCGCAGCAGCUACUGCCACCAUCACCACCGAAGAGCCCACCACCACCAACCCAGACGUCACGCAAUCCCGCUACCUCGAUUCCGGGCUGACCUUCCAACACGACCGGCUGCUGGACCAGGACCAGAACGGCGUGAUGAUGGCGUGGGAGACGGAGAUCAUGCGCAAAUCUGCGCAGGCGCUGCUGCCGGCGCCGGGGCUGCGGGUGCUCAACAUCGGCCACGGCAUGGGGAUCGUCGACGGGUUCUUCCAGACGCAAAACCCGGCGGCGCACCAUAUCGUCGAGGCGCACCCGGAGGUCGUGGCGGAGAUGAAGCGCAAGGGCUGGCACGAGCGGCCCGGCGUCGUCAUCCACGAGGGCCGGUGGCAGGAGAUCCUGCCCGCGCUCGUGGCUGAGGGCGAGAUGUUCGACGCCAUCUACUACGACACCUUCGCCGAGUCGUACGCGGAUUUCCGCGAGUUCUUCACCGAGCAGGUCAUCGGCCUGCUGGAGCAGGAGGGCAAGUGGAGCUUCUUCAACGGCAUGGGCGCCGAUCGCCAGAUCAGUUACGAUGUCUACCAGAAGGUGGUGGAGAUCGAUCUGCUCGAGGCCGGGUUCGAUGCCGACUGGGAGGAGUUUGAGGUCCCCACGCUGGAGGGCGAGUGGAGUGGCGUGCGCAGGCCGUACUGGGCUAUUGAGAAGUAUCGUCUGCCUCUGUGCAGAUACAUGGACUAGAUUCCUAUAUAUCUAUGUGAAGCAAU
Aspergillus uvarum CBS 121591 is the source of this 1430-nucleotide messenger RNA. It is a transcript of the gene rmt2, whose product is annotated as protein-arginine N5-methyltransferase. Gene Ontology annotation, cellular component: cytoplasm; nucleus. Gene Ontology annotation, biological process: peptidyl-arginine methylation. The transcript is spliced from 2 exons. Gene Ontology annotation, molecular function: protein arginine N5-methyltransferase activity. The record is from RefSeq and is a predicted model, not a curated record. Lineage: Eukaryota; Fungi; Ascomycota; Eurotiomycetes; Eurotiales; Aspergillaceae. The coding region runs from base 106 to 1404 and encodes 432 amino acids.